This is a messenger RNA of Drosophila busckii, 348 nucleotides long. RefSeq names its product glycine-rich protein 2. NCBI's taxonomy places the organism in Eukaryota, Metazoa, Arthropoda, Insecta, Diptera, Drosophilidae. The record is from RefSeq and is a predicted model, not a curated record. The transcript has 2 exons. The coding region runs from base 1 to 348 and encodes 115 amino acids.
AUGCAAAUCAUUCGCGCUCUAGUCGGAUUUAUUCUGCUGCUCGGCAUUUGUGCAGCUGGCAAAGUUAAGCUGUUUGCCUUUAAGGGUCCGCAUGCCGGUUUUAUUGGAUUAAAAGUGCGCACGCCCAAGCUGCUGGGUCUCAAGCAUGCUUUGGGUGGUGGCGGCGGCGGCUUCGGAGGUGGAGGAUUCGGAGGCGGUCAUGCAAUAGGAGGAUUUGGCGGCGGUCACGGUGGCUAUGAACAUCAUGAGGAAUAUCAUCAUCAUGAAAGCCACUACAGCAGCGGAGGCAGCUAUGGCGGGGCUGGAUUCGGUGGAGCUGGCUUUAAGGGUGGCCUCUGGGGCAAAUAG